Abrus precatorius (Indian licorice) is the source of this 974-nucleotide messenger RNA. RefSeq names its product protein CURVATURE THYLAKOID 1D, chloroplastic. Lineage: Eukaryota; Viridiplantae; Streptophyta; Magnoliopsida; Fabales; Fabaceae. Bases 21 to 605 code for a protein of 194 amino acids. Gene Ontology annotation, cellular component: thylakoid; chloroplast thylakoid membrane. The transcript is spliced from 6 exons. The record is from RefSeq and is a predicted model, not a curated record.
CUCUGGAAACCACAGUCACAAUGGGGCUUUGUACAGUUCAGCCUCUCACUCUCUCGAAGCUUCCUAAACCCUCCCUUCCUCACAGACAAACCCCUCUCUCCCCCAUCGCCAUAUUCUUUUCUCCUCCAAACGUUCGAGGAUCAAUUUGUUUUCGAAAUCGGUUGCCAAAGGCGACAACUUCUGAAGAUAGAUCUGGUGGAGCAAGUCAAGCUUUCGAUGAGAAACGUGAGGGUGUGAUAACCCUUGAGGAUGAUAAAGCCGUUGAUAAGAACGAGUUCAAUGAAAAUGAAGACACAAAGGGAGAGUUACCUGAUGAUGGACAGGGCUUGUCGUUGGACUUGCUUGAUAAGCUCAAUUUUGAUACAGUUGACACUGGUUCUAUUGUCUUGUAUGGCGGUGGUGUCUUAGUGGCUCUAUGGUUAACAUCAGCCGUUAUUGGUGCAAUUGAUUCUAUCCCAUUGUUUCCCAAGUUGUUGGAAGUCGUAGGGCUUGCAUAUACAUUAUGGUUCAGUUCCCGUUACCUGCUUUUCAAGAAAAAUAGGGAAGAGCUGGCUAUUAAAGUAGAGGAGCUCAAGCAACAAGUUUUUGGUUCAGAAGAUAAUUAGUUGUUCGGAUGAAAUAUUUGUGCUGCCCCUUUAAUACGAAUGUACAGUUACCAUUUGUUUAGUUAAGGGAAUAUGUUGAUACCGACACUUUCUUUGACAUGCAGGUACAUUGUAUGAUUAGGUUUGGUUAAGUAAAAUAUAGUCACCAUUCAGCCAUAGCUUUCACCUAUUCAGGGUAUUGCCACUCCCAAAUUGUCUGUAAGAGCAGUGUAGUUAUCCUUUCGUUUUGCUCUGUUGCACGUUGCGGUUUUUCUUUUGAAGGACACGUUUCAUUUCCUCAAAAGCACACUCGAUAAACGAGUUUAGCUCCUUGGAAAUUAAGAAUGUAUUUUGAAAGAUAAAGAAUAGAAGGCACCAAUUUCUUCCGCG